UUUUGUUUGUUUCUUUGUCUGUAAUGAUUGAUCCACAGCAUCCAUCCAUCCAUGGAUAUGGCUUUUUUUUUUCUUUCUCAAUGAAAUUUUCACUUUCUGUAUAUAACGAAAUGUAUGUGAACUCUGUCAAAAUCAAGAGUCCAUUUCGUUGAUGAAAAAUCAUUACCUGAAUACGACAGGCAAGAAAAGCUUAUUUUUAGAAAGGCUGAUUUUCUUUGUGAUUCGCCCCGCGGGAUGCACAACGUUGAGUAAUAAACACGCUUUUGCAAGGUUGCACAUUCAAUUUAUAUCACUUGCCUUUAUUUUAUAUAUUGAAUCAGCUCCAAGGUUGGAAUACCGACUCUCUCCCGCCCUUCCCUUCGACAUGCAGCGUUCUUCUCUGGAGGAUGCUCAGAACCUUGAUGAUGGACCGUUGUUUCGAGCCACCCUUAAACAACUCGAGAGCCACACCGGGUCGCUCAAGCAGUCCGUUAAGCAUAUUUUGAAGGCAGCUACCGCGGCGCUGGAAGCCAAGAAAGCCAUGCUCGAUGCCGAUGCCGAGCUCCUGACCGCAUUGCGCGGCACCUCCGCCACCGAGUCCCUGUUUGCAAGUUAUCUCGAUGAGGCAUGGCCCAUCAUCCAUGAGCAGCGACAACGACUGCAACACUCCAUGCAGUCACUGCUCAUCGAUCCACUGCAGAAACUGUACGAUCUCGAUAUUAAACGAGCGGAAGCACGACGGCGGCAGUUUGAGGAUGAAUCAAAGGAAUAUUACACUUAUUUGGGAAAAUAUUUGAGUAUUAAAAACGACGAUAAGAAGUUGCUGGAAAGUGAUGCAAAAUAUAGUGUUCGGAAACGUCGUUUCGAUCUUAUGCGAUUCGAUUACUAUUCGUUUUUAUUGGAUUUACAUGGCGGCAAAAAAGAAUACGAACUCUUGUAUCAUGUCCUGAGUCACCAGCAAAAAGAGUACCAUUGUUUCCAAACCAUUGCCGCCGCUUUGAAUCCCCUCAAAGUCGGUCUCGACGAUAUCGCCCAAAAGAUGAUCCAGGUAUCGCGCGAUCAGGAUCAACUCCACAAAGAUCGCCAAGAAAAACGCAAAUUAUUGGAAACCAGAGACAACGCAAGCGUCGAUCAACUGUCCGUAGACGACCCAUCGGCCAACGAGGAGAUCACCGAUGAUGGAACGCUGUGGGCCGACGAUGAGGCAGCGGCCACCUCUGCCGAUAAAAAUCGUGUAAGCACCGGUACUUCUGUAGCAAGUACGGAACGACGUAAAGAAGGAUUCCUUUUUGCCACCACGAAACCGCAGAAACCCACCACCGGCGGAGUAACAUGGCACAAGUAUUGGUGUGUGCUGAGCGCGGGCCAAUUACAUGAAUACUCCAACUGGAAACGGCACCUGGAAACGCAUAUUGACCCUAUCAAUCUGCGGUUUGCUACGGUUCGUGAGGCUCGUCAAACCGAUCGACGUUUCUGUUUUGAAGUCAUCACUCCUUAUCUGCGGCGGACCUACCAAGCGAUAUCGCAUGAAGAAAUGCUCAGUUGGAUGGCCACAAUCAAUAAUGCCAUUGAAAGUUUGUUGAAUGGAAUGAGCAGUUCGGUGGACAUGCUCAAAAAUAUGCAAGAAUCGGACUUGGAAGAAAAGGAAGGUUCACUGGCUUUGCGACCGUUGAGCGCGGCCAUUUGCGGUGGAAUAUCACCCAAGGAACGAAAGCGCAUCGCCGCUCAGUUGAGUGUCCCUCACUCCGGCUCACUAUCCAUUGACAGCGCCGAAUCCUCCACGACCGUGAGUGAACGCCUGCGAUGGUCAGGACUUAGUUUUGGUGGAAGCGUCAACACUGCUGAAGCGCGAUUCUCGUACAGCUCCACGGGAAAAUACGUUCCAUUAUUACCUUCGGAUGCCAUUGCCAAUACACGGUUGCUCACCGAAUUAAGAAUGGACUCUUCCAAUUUGAUUUGUGCCGAUUGUGACGCGAAAAAUCCAGAAUGGUGUUCACUCAACCUUGGUGUUCUCCUUUGUAUCGAGUGCUCGGGAAUCCAUCGCAGCUUGGGGACCCACAUUUCAAAAAUUCGCUCGCUGACUCUCGACAGCACUUCGUACACGCCGGAUAUCGUGGAAUUAUUACGUUCGAUGGGCAAUGAUCGAUCGAAUCAGAUUUGGGACAAACACAGCCAUAGCAAAGAUAAAUCGCACAAGCCCACUCCUACCGACAGUCGCGAAGUCAAGCUUCAGUAUAUCCAAGCAAAGUACGUUGACCGCAUGUUUGUCAAUAAAAAGGACGAUAAUGUCGAUCCGGCCGAGCUACUUUACGACGCGAUUGAACGCGACCAUAUCCCUGAUGCUAUUCACGCCAUUGCUCUGGGAGCCGAUGUGAAUCUCCCUCGCCCGAUUUCCAGACUUUCCAAACGCAUAUCACUCCUGCAAGACGAUUUGACCAUUUUCAGUAUACCAGAAGAACCUUUUACAGAUACCGAGAAAAAGAACGACCGUUCACCGAGUAAAGCCAUCGAUGACAUUUACGUCGUCCGAUAUCCCCUUCAUUUUGCGUUGUUGCAUCCAAGAGACGUGAUUCCUUUAGAACCGACGUCGCCAAACGAAGUAGAAGACGAUGCGAUUCGGAUACACGUAUUUCCUAUGGCCGAACUGCUGUUACAGAACGGAGCGGAUGGCGCCAUUGUCGAUCCUGCCGCUGGAUGCACGUUGGCCACAUUGGUCAGCCUAGGCUCGGUCGUGACGGAUGAUGCUAUUGCUUAUUUGAACUUUAAGAGUAAUGCUCGAGGCCAAUCGCCGGUGUUUCGAUUAAGCCUUCCGCCUUUACCCCGUUUAUCUUCUACGACAACCGUCUCUCCAUAAUCCCACGAAUAAGGCUGCAUUGACUUGCCCAAUUGAUUUAUCUAGCGGAUCGGAGGCAUAUUCAUUUACCCUAUUAUCACUAUCUUAAUCUAUUUAUUGAAUUUUACACGUAUAAAAUAACAAUAAAGCCCCCGAUCCUCCAAUAAUGGCA
Molecule: messenger RNA, 2984 nt
Organism: Radiomyces spectabilis
Lineage: Eukaryota; Fungi; Mucoromycota; Mucoromycetes; Mucorales; Radiomycetaceae
Exons: 3
Coding region: 152-2833 (893 amino acids)
Cellular component (GO): cytoplasm
Molecular function (GO): GTPase activator activity; protein binding
Source: RefSeq, a predicted model, not a curated record